CUCUCAUAUCAUAUCUUCGAUGAUCUGCUCUCGCUUGAAGCUGCUUAUGUUGUUGGUGUUUCUCAAUUGACCCGACGCCAGCAUCUAUCCCUUUGUCAAUAUAACUUCCUGCUAAGCUCCUCAAAUCUGGAGUAAUAUCAGUAAAGCAUCCAAUCCAGCUGGUUUCAACUCUUCAACACAUCGCCUUCUAGACACGUCCUGUCGUGGCUUUCUUUCAGCAUGGCGUACACUGAUGAUGCUGUCAAAGCCAAACUCUCAGCGCUAAACGAGACGCAGGAGGGUAUCGUCACAGUUGCCCAAUGGGUAAUGUUUCACAGACGACAUGCAGAACGAACAGCGCAACUUUGGCUACAGAAACUUCGCGAUUCGCCUGCGCCCAAAAGGCUGAACCUUAUCUACCUUGCUAACGAGGUCGCACAACAAUCAAAAGCCAGACGGAAGGAUGAUUUCCUAAUCGCAUUCUCUCCGAUCAUUGCGGAGGCCAUGGCAACUGCAUACAAAGGUGCUUCAAACGACAUCCAGCAGAAGCUUCGACGAGUUGUGGAGGUGUGGAGGCAACGGUCAAUUUUUGAGAUACCUAUUCAGGAAGCUGUAGAGGCUCGCGUGGAUGAGAUUGAUAAGUCACGGUCGACCGGUAAAAAGCCAUUGUUGGGCGGAUCCCUUUUCUCGAGCCCGUCUGGUUCGGUUCCAUCCGAACUCCAGCCGCUGGUGCCUCUGCAAGCAGCUUUGUCUAAAGCGACAAUGGCCUCCGGUGCGUCUGCUACUGCAGCGAAUGGAGAGUACGACAAAAUGAAUGAUCCCGCCGUACCCCUACCAACUCCUCCAGUGCACGCUGCACGUCUAAGCCAACUACUGAAAGCGCUUGCAAACGCUGAAAGUUCUGUGUCCGAGGUCAUCAAAUCGCGCCUGGCACUUAUCGAUGGUCUUGAGAAGCUUCUUGAAACCAAUCGUGCAGCCUUGUCAAAAGAGCAGUCCGUUCUCUCGCAGCUGACCGAAAGGAAGGCGGAGACUGAAGCGAAGAAGCGGGACGUGGAAGAUAGCAUCAUGAGAGGACUUUCUAUCGACAAUCCACCCGUGCCUCAGCCUAGCGAUGCGGGCGCUGAGGCGCCAGCCGUGGCUCGUCCGGAGGUCGAGGCUUUGACUCCCCCGCCAGUGGAAGCAAUCACCCCUGUUGGGUCCCCAACGCAAGCCCCCCAGGAGAAAAUCUCAGAGUCGGUGGAGGAGGCUCAGGUCGAUGGUUUUCCGCUUCCAGGCAUCGGACAGCCUACCAAUAAUGUGCCAUCUGACAUGGAACUACCAGGUCUGUCGAAUCUUUCCAGCAUGCUUCAGCAGGGCAGUCCCAACGGAGUCAACUCGAAGAAGCGUAAGGUUACCCAUGGAGAGGAGGACUAUGCGCAAUUCGCUAGCGGCGACCUGGACGCUGAUGUCGCCGAGUUACUGAAUCAGGAGGGCUAUCCGCAGGAGAGGUAGCAUCCUUAAAGCAUCUAAGCUGCUGGUCCUAUUUUCUUGUUCGGGCAUUCUGCUUUGUACUUCCGACUUUGAUCCAUAUUCCCCAAGCUUUGUUCAGUGUGAUAUUACUUCUGGUGGGCUCGGGCUAUUCAAUCUCCGUCUGCAUGUGACCGAUAUCGAGCUGGAGUUAUUUGCCAGUUUAAUACAAUGGAACGUUUCUUUUGUGACUUACAAUUUUGACUCUGGGGGCGUCGCUGUCCCAGGACAUGCGCACCGUAUGUAGG
Aspergillus novofumigatus IBT 16806 is the source of this 1733-nucleotide messenger RNA. RefSeq names its product DUF618-domain-containing protein. Bases 220 to 1470 code for a protein of 416 amino acids. Gene Ontology annotation, biological process: mRNA 3'-end processing. The record is from RefSeq and is a predicted model, not a curated record. Gene Ontology annotation, cellular component: RNA polymerase II, holoenzyme. Lineage: Eukaryota; Fungi; Ascomycota; Eurotiomycetes; Eurotiales; Aspergillaceae. The transcript is spliced from 5 exons. Gene Ontology annotation, molecular function: RNA polymerase II C-terminal domain binding.